AUGACGGCAGGCCAAUACAACGUUGGUGUGAUCGGCUAUGGACUGAGUGCGAAGACCUUCCAUAUACCGUUCAUCAAAGCGGUGUCGGAUUUCAAUCUCUAUGCUGUUGUCCAGCGGAACCCAAAGCCAGAUGAUGACGCAGAAAAAGACCAUCCUGGAAUCAAAUCAUACCGGUCAGUGGAUGAGUUGGUCAAGGAUGAUCAGGUGCAUCUUGUCAUCGUGACAACGGCGCCAGAAUCACAUCUGCAUUUGGCUAAACAAGCAUUACACGCAAAGAAACAUGUUGUUGUUGAAAAGCCAUUCACUCCGACAUCCGCAGAGGCACGGGAGCUCGUGGAUCUCGCAAAGGCACAAGGUGUCGUUCUGACAGUGUAUCAGAAUAGACGUUGGGAUUCCGACUUCUUAACUCUAAAGAAAUAUAUCGAUGAUGGAACUCUUGGUCGAGUUGUCGAGUUUGAGACGCAUUUUGAUCGUCACCGUCCAGAACCACCAGCAGACAAUUGGAAAGCAUAUGCUGCUCCUGGUACCGGCGCAGCCUAUGAUCUGGGAACUCACUUGAUGGACCAAGUUGUGCACCUCUUUGGCCUACCAAAAAGAGUCACGGGGUUUGUAGGUUCUCAGCGAGCAGUCAACACCACGGGCCUCGAAGACUCGGCCACAAUGUUGCUCCAUUAUGACAAGUUGCUGGUGACCGUCAAAGCUGGCGUGGUGAGCCCCGAAGUCAAUCAACUGAGGUUCUGGGUACGCGGCGAGAAAGGCUCGUUUAAAAAGUUCCACCUCGAUCCCCAGGAGGACCAGCUGAGAAAGGAAGGGUUGAAGCCGGGAGACAAAAAUUAUGGCAUCGAGCCAGAAUCUCAUCAUGGCACGCUAAACAUCUCCCGGGACGGCAACAUCACGAGCCAGGUGGUCCCAACCGUCGACCCUCCCACUUAUGUUGAAUACUACCGCCGUCUUGCGCAAGCACUCGCUGGUGAUGCGUCAAAAGUCCCAGUUCCCCCCGAGGAAGCGGUCAGCGUGAUAAGGCUGGUGGAGCUUGCAAGGGAAAGUUCGAAAUUGGGCAAAACAUUAGAUGUCUAA
Molecule: messenger RNA, 1077 nt
Organism: Exophiala aquamarina CBS 119918
Lineage: Eukaryota; Fungi; Ascomycota; Eurotiomycetes; Chaetothyriales; Herpotrichiellaceae
Product: oxidoreductase
Exons: 2
Coding region: 1-1077 (358 amino acids)
Molecular function (GO): nucleotide binding
Source: RefSeq, a predicted model, not a curated record